AUGGUCGGCGCGCGGAUCGACGGCGGGACGGACGCGAACGCGCUGCGCGUCGCGGACCUGCGCGCGAUCCUGCACGAGUACCAAAUUGCAGUGCCGAGCGGGGCACGCAAGUCGGCGCUUGUCGAGUCGUUUAAUACGUACGUGCGCCCCCAGCUGCCGGCGGCGGCGCAACACGAACAGGUGCGCAAAGCGCAGCGCGUGUCCGACAGCCCGGUCGCGAGUCCCGGGCGCAAGGAGCGCAUCAGCAGACUGCACGGCACACCGAUCAAGGAGCGAAAGGAGCCGAUCCGUGCGACGCCCGAAAUCAAGUUUGGCGACGAGAACCCGUUUCAGUCGGCAUCGCCGCGGGUAGCGCGUCCCAAGGCAGAGGACGAAGACGAGGCGCGCGUGCCGCGCACGCCGAGCGCGCCGCCGGAGCCUGCACUUGCGCCGCCGAGCGAGAAGAGUGCACGCAGCGUGCCCCGGGCCGACGUCGCUACGCCGCCCGCCCGCUCGGUGCGGGCCGAUACCCUGACCAAGACACGCACGCCCGAGCAGGUGCAUGCGCUUGCCGCGCACCCCCCCUCGCCUCCGUCCGAGCCGGCCGUGCGUCCGCUCGGUGCGUCGCUCGUGCACUGGCGUGCGACACUCGUGCGCUGGCUUGUGUGGGCGCUUGCCCUCGCCUGGCUGUACUACUGCCACCAAACGCGUACGCUUGGCUUUUGUGACGAGCACGCGCAGCCCGUGCUUGCGCCGUCGUUUGCGCCGCAGUGCACGCCGUGCCCCGACCAUGCCGUGUGCAGCAACAGGGCGAUCCGCUCGUGCAAGAGUACCGACUAUGUCCUCGAGGCACCCGGCGUUGUGCGUGUCCCCCUGCUGCCGUAUGCGCUGCCAUUGUCGUGGACCGCGCCGCAGUGCGUGCCCGACACGUACAAGCUUGUGCUUGCGGCGGAGCUUGCGGAUGCGAUUGUCGACUACCUCGCGCACUGGCACGGCCAGGUGCAGUGCGGCCGUGCGGCGCCGCAUGCGAAUGCGCCGAGCCAUGCGCUGGGGCGGUACGCCGUGCCCGCGUCGAGUGUGCGUGCGCUGCUGCUCGAGCGUGUCGACGAGGAGGUCGACGCCCCCACCUUUUCGUCGGUGUGGGCGAUGGCGACCGCCGGUCUCGGCGAGCAUGCCUCGUCCGAGUUUGUGCAGAUUUCCACGCCGAGUGGCGUGUGGUUUGCGUCGCAGCGGUCGGCGAUGCCUGUCGCGUGCCGCCUCCGUCUGUACCUCGCCGAUCUCGUGUGGGAGAGCCGCCUGCGCGUCCUCGUGUCGCUCCUCGCCGCGAUGCUUGUCUACUCGGUUCUGCAGCGCGUCCGGCGCACGCGGGUGCGUCGUGCGGAGGACAAGACGUACGUCCACGACGUCUACGCGCGUCUCCAGGAGCAGGCGACGCGUCACGCCCACGGCGACGGCCCCCGCGAGAUGCCCGCCGCGCACCUCCGCGACGUGGUGCUCGCCACGGAGCCGGACCCCCGCGUGCGCCGCCAGCGCUGGGCGCACGUCGCGCGUAUUGUGGAGCAGAACGCGAAUGUGCGCACGCGCCAGGCGCAGUGGCACGGCGAGUGGCAGCGUGUGUGGGAGUGGGUCGGCAUCGUGCCCGGCGCCCCCCCCACACCCCAGCGCGCGCCGUCACCGAGCCGCGCGUCGCCCCCGUCCUCCGCACAUCCUCCGUAG
This is a messenger RNA of Malassezia japonica, 1695 nucleotides long. RefSeq lists its product as uncharacterized. Gene Ontology annotation, molecular function: chromatin binding. NCBI's taxonomy places the organism in Eukaryota, Fungi, Basidiomycota, Malasseziomycetes, Malasseziales, Malasseziaceae. The transcript has a single exon. The coding region runs from base 1 to 1695 and encodes 564 amino acids. The record is from RefSeq and is a predicted model, not a curated record. Gene Ontology annotation, cellular component: nuclear inner membrane.